UCUAAUUGUUUAACAUGUGGUUUUUACAGAUGAGAUACAUUCAUCCCACACUUGACAUGUACAUGCAGGAUUAGGAUAUAAGUGCAAUUACUUCAUAGAAAACAGACAGCUUGCCAAAUCAAGUUGGUAAUAUUUGUACAAGAGAACAAAAUGUCUAAUCCCUUUGGUUCACCAUUUGGCGGGCAGCAGAAUACUCCAGUAUUUGGUAGUACUUCAGGUAAUGUGUUUGGACAGAGCCAGGCCACAACAACCAGCACACAGGUAACAUCCCCACCAUCUUAUGCUAGCACAUUUGGUCAGAGCCCAGUAUUUGGACAAAGUACAGGAUUUGGACAGAGCUCGGGAUUUGGACAGAGUUCAACAUCUGGGGCAAGUUCGGGGCCUCCACCUUCCUAUGCAAGCUCAGUGUUUGGACAAAGUUCUGCUACUGGACAGAGCUCCAUGUUUGGACAAAGUAUAUCACAGGUACAAAGCUCUACACAGAGUGGAGGACAAAGUUCAUUAUUUAGUAGGCAAGGCACAGCUAGUUCUGGGGCUAAUCAGAAUGUUAGCUUUGGAAGCACCACAUUUGGAGGAACUGGCCAGUUUUCAAGCAGUACACAAAAUCCUACUUUAUUUGGUUAUUCUGGAGUUUCAGAUGUUUCACAGUCAACAGCAGCUUCAUUUAGACUACCUACACCUGCAGGUGGAUUAUUUUCUUCAAGUAGUUCAUCUUCAGACAGUACUGUAGAAGUAAAGAAAGAACCAUCUUCUAACCCUCUGUUUGGUGGACCAUCAAAUGUGAAAACAGAGCCUUCACAAAGCUUUCAAAACACAGCUGGUAUGUUUGGAAAAACAUCUGCUGGUAAUUUUGCUUCACCAAAUUUAUUUAGCAGAUCAAGUGCUCCAUCUAGUGGCAGUUCAACAAGUACUGGGUUGUUUGGAAAGCCAGAAACAGGAAAUAUUGGAUCUGUAUUUGCUGAGAGAAUAGAUGUUAAACCUCCACCAUACGGCACAGAGUUUCUACAGAAAAGUUCGUCUGAGAUCAGGGAUGUUAAACCUGUAGGAUUGUUUGGUAAAGUAAAACAAGAAGAGACUGGUACUAAAUCUUCAGUAUUGUUUGGUGGGAAUAAAAUCAAAGAAGAGAACCAGUCAAAAGAAGAAAGAGGUCAUAGUUCACACCUGUUUGGUAAAGGAAAAUCAGAAGGUGGGGAAGAAGAGGAAAACAAAGGUCUUUUUGGAAAAAGAAUGACAGAAAAUAGUAGUGCUACUGCUAGAGGCACAGGACUGUUUGGAAAGGGGAAAGCACUCAGUCAAACACUAUUUAACAAUCCAUUGAAAAAAGAAGGAAGACUCUCCAGAUCGACUCAAGGUGAUGAAGAUGAAAACCCAUUACAGGAACAGACAGAUGAUGAUUACAAUAAGACAUCUGCCAGGAGUUUGUUUGGUAAACCUGCCCCUAAAGCUGGGAGUUCAGGUACAGGAUUGUUUGGUAAACCAGCUAGAACCAGAGAACCAUCUACCUCAGAAGAGAAGGAGGAGUCGUCUCGACAUUCGUUACGUCGUCAGAUAUCAGACGAGGUGAGCAGUAAGGUGGCGAUUGUUUGUCGUAAUAUACCACAUAAAUACAACACUAUCGCAAACCUGAGGGCACAUUUUAAACGAUUCGGAGAAGUAACAAAAGUGUUUCCCAACCAGGGAAAGAUGCAGGCCACAAUACACUUCAGAACUCAUGAUGCUGCAGCAGAGGCAAAACGUAGGGGACGUUUAUUAGCUCGAGGUGUGUUGCCUAUGACGAUAUUCUGGAGUACAUAUUCUGGAGGGUCGGCUCCCAGGGCAACAAAAAGUUCAACUGAUGCAGAUGUUAAACCAAGUAGACCUGUUAAAAGAACCAGUGACACUGACUUAUUGCCAAAGUCCAAGAAGCCAUCAUGGAAGGGAGGUGAAACUGUGAACGAAGAGCUAGAGAGUAUGUCAGGAACACAAGAUAUCAAGGGUAGAGUGAAGGAACUAGCAAGAUCCCCGGAGAAACGGUCACGUAGUGUCAGUCCAACACCAACAACAUCAACGUCCGCGCAUGAUAUAAAAGCUGACAAAAUUGUGGUAAGCAUGUUUGAGGGUUGUGUUGCAAGAACUACAACAGAACGUGUGAAUCUGCUGAGAUUAAGAGAUAAAUAUAUCAGAGAAAAUCGUGUUAAGGGAAAGAAAGAUAUAGUAAAAGCGUUUAUUGGCACAUGUCCAGAUAUGUGUCCGGAGAAAGAACGUUACGAUCGUGAAGAUAAACGACAGCUGAGUUAUUAUGAGAUUAUACCAGGAACAGAGAAUAUCCCUGGUAAGAAUCCACAGAUAGAUCACAGUAGAGCAGUGAAGGAAUAUCUUAGAUCAUCACCAGAUCAGGAUGAACCUCUACCUCAUGAGUUACGUCCCAUACCUGUAUUACAAUCUACAAUGACCUACUUGUUACGUGAAGUUGUAGACAGAGGGGAAGAUGGUCGUUGGGGAGACUGGUUCGAUUUUCUCUGGAACAGAACUAGAGGCAUCAGAAAGGAUAUAAUCCAGCAACAGUUAAAUGAUCGUGAUGCUGUAGAUCUGAUAGAGAAAUGUGUCAGGUUUCACGUUUAUUGUUCGGAGAGGUUGUGUGAGGAAGAUAUGCAUUCCUUCGAUGCUAAAAUCAACAACGAGAACCUGACCAAGUGUUUACAGACUUUGAAAGAAUUUUACCCGGAUUUGGAGAAGAAGCAAAAAUGUUUUUGUGAGAACGAGGCGGAGUUCCGAGCCUACAUGGUCCUCAUGAAUCUUAAUCAAGGAGAUACUCUCAGAGAAGUUCAGCAACUAAGACCUGAGAUUCGGACAUCACCUGCCAUCAAGUUUGCACUACAGUCUUACUUUGCCCUCAAUGGUAACAAUUAUAUCAAGUUCUUCCGGCUAGUAAAGCAAGCAUCGUUCAGUAAUGCAUGUAUUAUGCAUCGAUAUUUCACACAAGUGAGGAGUCGAGCUCUUACGUUAAUGAUGAGAGGUUACAGUAUGGGCAACAGAGCAGCACAGAUACCAGUGACAGAACUUGUAAGGUUGUUGGGUUUUGAGAGUGACAAUGAAGCUUCAGAUUUCUGUCAACAUUACGGUCUGAACGUUAGUGACAGUGAGGUGAUUCUAGACAGAGCCGAGUAUAUAGAGCCGGACACGGCAUUAUUACCUGUCAGAAGUGUGAAUCUCAUAGAAUCCAAGUUAAUGGUGACAGUUGGGGAGUUUAUAAAUGGUCGUGCAUUUCAAGACACACAGCGAAUGGAGCCAGUAUCAAGUUUUGAUGAGAAUGGUAGAUUCCACAGUCAAAUUGAGCUUCCUAAAAAAGGUUUUGAACCAGCGGGUGGUAGCCAGACAAGUAGGGAACCUAAACCAUCCAGCAGUUCUGAGUCUGCUAGCACCAAACAGCAUGCGGAGGUAAAAGUUGAACCAGGACAGCAACAACAAGUGCCAGAUAGUGGUCCUCCUGUAGAACCUGAUAAACCUUUGUUGAAGAAAGUAUCCGUUGAGUUAAUCAAGGACUCAGCUAAAGUGUUGUUCUGGGAAGUGAUAGAUGAACUAUGUACUGGUAUCGGACAGGAAGUGAAGCUAGAGGUAGACACCAAACUUCAGUUCUCCGUAGAUUGUCUAGAAUCAAUUGUUGGAACAACACUAAAGGAAGAUAUGAGGACAAUAUGUGAGGAAACAUUUGACGAGGCUCAGGAAGCUAAACGUAAAGCGUUACAGUUAGAGAAGGAGUUAAGACAAAAUAGAGUAGCGGAACAGAUCACUGAUGACAUGGUUAGUGAUCUCGUCCAUCAGGAGGCAUUAAACCUGGCUACCAUUGAAAUGAGAGAGGUGAAAGCUGAGUUAAAGAGACAGUGUAUAGAGAGAGUUACUGUAGAUGUCAAUAAAGAUAUUGUUGAAGAAGUAAUGAAGGAAAUGGUUAUUGAUGUAUCAGAGGAAGUGUAUGAUAUAGAUGUUAUACAAAGGCUCAAACAACUUGAUGACUUUGAGAAGUUAGUCAAACUGAGCAGGGCUGGCAGAUUUUGGCAUAAAUGGAAGAAAGAAUAUAAGGCAGUGACUAAGUUAAAGCGUGCGAUGGAGGAAUUCCCGUGUGCACCAAACAUGCAGAGUAAUCAGGAACAGCUGAAACAACUGCUCUGUGUUGAAGAUGAGAGAAUUAUUGAUAAGAAAUUCUAUGUGAAUAAGAGAGCUAAGUUAACAAUAGAGACACCGUUAGAGAUAGAGAAACGCAGGAAGGAAACAGAAACACGUGCUCUGGUGCAUCAGUUAUACAGAAAUCUAUUACAUCAGACUGCAUGGUCGCCACUUGAUCUCAGCAGAGUUAUUGGCCAAGAAUUGAGAAGAAAGUACAAACCUGGUCAACAGUCAAACACGUUGAAAACAAGCAAAUUAUUUUGGAAGUUGUUGUUGUGUUUACCCGAUGUUGAUGACAGUAGAGCCAGCAGCCAAUCAGAGGCUGCUACAUAUAAUCUGUGUAAAUGGCUGAAAGUGAGGCUCUCUAAAGGUCCUGUACCAACUUCUCAACGUGAUGUUAAGGGGGAGGUUUUGAGUUUAUACAAGUGUCACAUGUCACAAAUCUCCAGCUAUAAACCAAUGAGUGUGAAUGUAUGUGUGAGGACAGUAGAAGGUCAGUUAGAGGAUGAUGAUAUAGCUAUCAUAGAGGAGAAUACACUCUUCCUGGGAACCAGUGCACUAUUGUUUCUACUACCUGCUGGUGCCCCUUUCAACAAGUCAGAUUCUGUAAGGUAUGAUACGUAUUGGACAGCGCAAAACUUCAGAUUGAAGGCAAUCCUUGAUGUGAAACCUAGAUAUCAGGCUUUCCCAUUGGUUGUUGUGCUUCCAGUGUCAGCCAAUCAGAUCGUGUCUCUUAUACAGAUAGUUGAAUAUUUAUCAUUAGAGGUGUUUCUGGAUGAGGAGUUAUUGAGUGAUGUAGAACUGGUAACAUAUGAGCUCAACGAGAAUAGACCAGAUGCCAUAGAUCUCACUGAUCCUAAAAUAAGUGAAGAGUUAUGUGAAGGUAUUCAGUGGUUGGCAAGGAAAACUAGGCCGGCUCCCAGUCUUACCGUACAAUAUUUCAAGGAUGUUGUUGACUUGUCCCUACAUAAACAUUACUAUACACCAGUACAACAUAACUUGAAGAAGAGGAAAGAUUUAAACAGACUUGAUAAGGAUGCAAACAGUUUACUGUUGUUAUAUAACACAGUUAUCUCCCAUCUCGUCGAAGUUCUAACAUCUGACACAUUAUACAAGGUGUCCUGGCCAGUGGCUGAGUUUACCAGUAAUCUUACGACAGAUUUGCCUCCAAAUCACUGGAACAAGGGAGAUCAUCUGGAAUAUUUGUUCAACAUAGUUGACUCCCUUAGAUUACCGAAAUUUGAAUAUGAAAACCCAGAUAAUUAUGAAUGGUUUGAAAUAAAGAGAGAUCUGUGGAAAUUUGUGUCAUCAUUUGCUGGUAGAGAUUAUAGUGGAGCCAGAAUUAAAUUGUUCUCCAGAUUGAAGAAUUUGAUACAUAAAUUAGAAGUUGACUUUGCGGAGGCGUGUUAUUUCCAGUUUGGAGAGUCUGAUUGUCAGCCGACAUUCUACAAUGUUCCAUGGAGUACAGUUAUCUCCCUUUGUAUAGAUUAUAAACUAGACAGUGUAGAUCUGAUCGAUCCGGAUUCACAAAAUCCACAGGAGAAAAAUGAAUUGAAAGUUGCGUACAUCAAAAAAGAAAUGGAAGGAUUUAUUCCACCAGCAUCAUGGACACAUAUAGAAGCUGACAGCAGUGUACUAGAAUCACCCAGUCUUGAAGAUACUAUUCAGAAUGCAGUAUUUAAGGUUCAAGAAGAAAGGAAACAAUUGGAGACUAAGGCGGAGGUAUCUAUAACAGAAGAUCUCGCCAAUGUUUCCGUAGUUACCAUGGGCACCAAGAAAACAUCAGGCACAUUGACCAAGUCUCUGAAGUCUGAGAGAAGACACUCGGAUCAUUUCCAGAAAUAUUUGGAAAAUGCACUGAAAGACAUAGAUCCCGAGUUAGAUUCUUCCCUUACAGGAAGUACUUCCGUAACUGGAAGCGCGUCCUUUUCUGUUUUUGAAAGUCGGAAUGAAUCUUUCGGUUCAGGAAACUUCUUUUCAUCGUCAAAUGAGAGACGAUUUAGUUUUGAUCCUUCAGCCAAUCAAAAAAGACUUAGUUUUGAUGCAACUUCUUAUUUCAACCAAUCACAAAAUGACAUUUCAUCUAUAUUUGCUUCCCAAUCAGAAGGGAGACUACCCUUACCUCCUAACCGUAGAAAGUCCGAUAUUGGUUUACAAGAGUUGUCUGUCCUACCAGGAAAGAAGAGACGACAAAGAUUAUCAGAGAUCUACGACAACGACCGAGUUAUGAUGUAUAUAAAAGAACCCACUUUGAGUGAAGACGCUAAAAACUUGAAGGAAAAUUUGAGGUCCAGCAGAAGGGAAAGUGAUUUGUUCGAGAAGAAACUAAGACUCUUGAUGCAGAGUAAUCCAGAAACUUUCUGAACUUUAUUUGCAAAAAAUAACAAUAGCAGUGUUAAUAGAGAAGUACAAAAAAUGAUGGUUGAAUAAUAAUUGACAUAUCUAAAAGUUGUGUACAUUGCAUUAUGUUAAAGUACCAAUUGGAAAAUAAUAGUUACUGUUUAUUCACCAAUUAUUAAGAAAAAUCAUGGUAUUUAAAGGGGGAAAAAUCAAAAUUCCUUAUUUCUAAUGUAAUAUUCUAAAAGAGUUGUACACAUUGUAUUGUAACAUAUAUCUAUGUUUUGAAAAUAUAUGAAAUGUUUAAUAAUGUUAUAUUUAGGCACAGCAUAUAUGCAAUAACAAUAAAAAUGAACAUCGUAACUUUAGUAAAAAAAAUUCUUGUAAUAAAGUUAUCCACAAUGGCAUGAUUA
This is a messenger RNA of Ruditapes philippinarum (Manila clam), 6890 nucleotides long. RefSeq names its product germinal-center associated nuclear protein-like. Gene Ontology annotation, molecular function: nucleic acid binding. Bases 151 to 6504 code for a protein of 2117 amino acids. The record is from RefSeq and is a predicted model, not a curated record. Gene Ontology annotation, cellular component: nucleus; cytoplasm; transcription export complex 2. The transcript has 28 exons. Lineage: Eukaryota; Metazoa; Mollusca; Bivalvia; Venerida; Veneridae. Gene Ontology annotation, biological process: mRNA export from nucleus.